AUGACUAUCCCUCACACACCUCGAUCAGUCCCUGUCUACAAGCUGCUUAUAGCACUCUUUACCCUCAUACCAGUAUCGAUAGCAUACAUUCCCUUGUAUGCAUCACCAUCAGGAGCAUGGUAUCUAUUCCCUCUAAUUAUCGCCCCGAUGUGGGCCAUGUUCGACGCGGAUUUCAAUUACCAAUGGUCAUUUACAUUCUGGAGAGUUACUAUUACCACAGCAUGGUUUGCAUGGGCUACCGGUGCCUUGGUCCAUCUAAUAGCUACUAGCAUUG
Molecule: messenger RNA, 274 nt
Organism: Perkinsus marinus ATCC 50983
Lineage: Eukaryota; Perkinsozoa; Perkinsida; Perkinsidae
Exons: 2
Source: RefSeq, a predicted model, not a curated record